GCAUUCAUUCUGAUUCUUUCUUCACUGCCAAAACCACACCUUGUUCAACGUAGCAUAAUAUUUUCGCGUCUCAAGUUUUAUAUCAUUUUUUAAUAAAAUAAAAUACAAAAUGUCCUCCCAAUACUUUUUUCUCUUUAUGGCCGUAACUUUCUCCAUCAUCGCCACAACGACCGCCUGGAGAUCCACUGAAUUAAAACAAUCUGAUCCGUAUGGAAAACCUUGUGUGAACGGGACAGUUCCAGAAGGUUCAAAACUGGUGAAUUGUGACCGUGAAACCAAGUCUUUGGUUUGCUCGUCGACGGGAAAGUGUGAAUGUGCUGCUUCGGAUAAAAAGACGAUGUAUGAUCCAGGAAUGCGGAGCUGUUUCUUAGUCCCGUAUGAAGAGGAUGAUUUCCGAUGCACGACGGAUUAUCAGUGUUACGUCAGUUCGUAUGGAAAGUGGUCCAGAUGCUCUUUGGAACAAGGCAAAUGCGAAUGUUUCGCAGAAGGUGCAACAACCGAGCUGAAAUACAACGUUUGUUACACUUUGAAGAAAUCCUCCUCCAUCAUGGAAUACCCAUCCUGCCAAAACAAUGCGGAAUGUUAUGCGAGUAACUUAGGCAACCUGACGAGGUGUAAUAUGGCCAAUUUGUUUUGUGAAUGCUACGAUACCCUGACGAACGGGAAGAAUGAGGUCGGUUAUCAUGCCGGGCGUUGCGUGUACUCCAGAAGGUUGGGAGAUUUUUGUGAGUCGGACGCUGAAUGCCGUGUAGUCCAUGGUGGCGCUUAUUGUGGUGAACACACGAGCUACUUGCAGAAAGAGAAAACCUGUCAAUGUCCCGACGGAAAUCUGAACAAAUGUGACAGCGGGACAGGUGGUGGGAGUGGUUUUAAGGCUGCCGAAAGAAUCUGGGUCGUUGCCCUGACAACCAUCGUUCUCGGUGUCACCGCAACACGAGUUGUCGGGUGAUUAUUUUAAGUAACCCUCGUCCCCCACCCACCCCCACAUUUCUCUCUCAACAAAAUCCCCACCAAAUUUCAAAACACCCAAAGUCAACCCCAAAAAAAUUAUAAAACACUUUAAAACAUAGUAAACAAUAAACUUAAACUUAAACAAGA
Messenger RNA from Folsomia candida, 1098 nucleotides. RefSeq lists its product as uncharacterized. Lineage: Eukaryota; Metazoa; Arthropoda; Collembola; Entomobryomorpha; Isotomidae. The coding region runs from base 110 to 949 and encodes 279 amino acids. The transcript has 6 exons. The record is from RefSeq and is a predicted model, not a curated record.